UCAAUUUAUCGCUUGAAAAUGUUACGAUUUUUACUCAGAUUAUUUUGCGUGGCUUUUGCUUUACAAUUAGUAAACGGUAGAGCUUUAACUGACGAUGGACGAUUUGAAAUUAAAGAUGGUAAUUGUGACAACGCUAAAACAACGGAGAGAGUUUUUGCAAACCACGUAACAAAGAUAGGAUUACCUUUCAUAACACAGAAAGCUGAUGUAAGUUGGUACGGUGAUGAAACAAUAUAUUGUCUGAUGGUCACAAGCGAAUUGGACGAGUCUGAAGGUUCAUUGGCGUACAUUACUGAAGGGGGCGUCGAUCAUAAGUUUAUGAAAGUUGAAUUAGUUUCUAAAAUGGGCCACGGCUUAGAUUAUAUGAUAAGAGUGUUUGCUAAAUGAGGUUAUAUAAAUUUUUAAGAUAAUAAAAUUGUUUUUGAUGUUU
This is a messenger RNA of Diorhabda carinulata, 430 nucleotides long. RefSeq lists its product as uncharacterized. The coding region runs from base 19 to 387 and encodes 122 amino acids. The record is from RefSeq and is a predicted model, not a curated record. The transcript has 2 exons. NCBI's taxonomy places the organism in Eukaryota, Metazoa, Arthropoda, Insecta, Coleoptera, Chrysomelidae.